AUGUUUUAUAGUACAAACGUGCUUCAGAAAAAAGGUCCUCUCGGGACCAUAUGGAUCGCAGCCCAUCAUGAUGUCGCCAAGAAACUAACCAAGUUGCAAAUUUUGAACACAAACAUUUGCGAGACUGCUGAGCAAAUAGAGAACCCAGAGCAAGAGAUGGCCUUGCGAUUGAGCAGUCACCUGCUUGUUGGCCUCAGUAAAAUCUACACAAGGAAGGUUCAGUUCCUCUUUACCGACUGCAACGAAGCUCUCUCCAAGAUCACGCUGGCCUUCCGCCCAAGUAACGUUGACCUGGCGCCCGUGAGCAGCAAAGCACAGAUCAAGGCAAUCACGCUUGAAGACCCUGGGAUCUCGGGCAUCGACCUAGACUUGGAGCUCAACCUGACUGAUGCAGACUGGUUGGGUUCAGAGUGA
This is a messenger RNA of Guillardia theta CCMP2712, 414 nucleotides long. RefSeq names its product Rad21 sister chromatid cohesin subunit (gene Rad21). The coding region runs from base 1 to 414 and encodes 137 amino acids. Gene Ontology annotation, cellular component: cohesin complex; synaptonemal complex. The record is from RefSeq and is a predicted model, not a curated record. The transcript has 3 exons. Lineage: Eukaryota; Cryptophyceae; Pyrenomonadales; Geminigeraceae. Gene Ontology annotation, molecular function: protein binding; chromatin binding. Gene Ontology annotation, biological process: mitotic sister chromatid cohesion; replication-born double-strand break repair via sister chromatid exchange; synaptonemal complex assembly.